Messenger RNA from Macrosiphum euphorbiae (potato aphid), 741 nucleotides. The record is from the annotation of a GenBank genome assembly. NCBI's taxonomy places the organism in Eukaryota, Metazoa, Arthropoda, Insecta, Hemiptera, Aphididae.
AUGUCAGAGCCCACAACUGAUGAUUGGCUGGAUAUAGCAUCAGGAUAUUUUGAUAAGACCCAGUUUCCAAAUACAGUCGGGGCGGUUGAUGGAAAACACAUACAGCUAGAAUGCCCCAAAAAUAGUGGGUCUCUGUAUUACAAUUACAAAAAUUUUUUUUCACUUAUACUUAUGGCCAUUUGCGACUCAAAUUAUUGUUUUCGCAUAAUUAAUGUAGGAUCUUACGGCAAAGAAAGUGAUUGCAAUGUUUUUAAAAUGUCACCAUUCGGUAAAAAGUUAUAUUCCGAUAAAACAAACUUUCCACCCGAACGAUGUCUACCUGGGGAUGAUCAAGGCGUACCACAACCAUUUAUACUGGUGGCUGAUGAUGAGGCUUUUGCUCUCAAUAAAAAUUUAUUGCGACCGUUUCCUGGCAGAACUUUAAAUGACGAACGACGGAUUUUUAAUUAUCGUUUGUCUAGAGCCCGUCAGUACAUUGAGUGUUCGUUUGGAAUUUUGUUAAAAAAAUGGAGAGUGUUUCAAACGAGCAUGCUAGUGGAACCAAAUUUUGCGGUUAAAAUUACCAAAGCCUGUUGUGUCUUACACAACUUUGUGAGACGCCGUGAUGGGUUUAAUUUUGAGGAUAGCUUGAAUGGUGGUAUGGAUAGCAUAACUGAGAGAAGAGGAGUUGACAAUGCUCAGACAAAUGCGAAGGAUGUCAGGGAGUAUUUUGUAAAAUACGUAUGUCAACCACCCAAAUAA